CAACUACCAGGUGUCUAAGUUCAUCCUUGCUACGCUCGUGAUCCUAUGGCUUCCUUGCAAUCCUCUGCGAUGGAGUACACCUUGAAGAACGUAGCCAGCGGCACUCCUGGCGGCAUCCGUUUCGAUAAUAACAUCGGGUUCCCGUACAGCUUGCAGACCAUGAUGGAAUCCAUGGAUUUCGUUUGGAGGCUCUUCCGUCAGGAGGCCCAUGACGAUCGCAAGAGCAUCACAAGAGUGAGCCUGAUCUUGGAGAACAUGAACGACCUGGCUCACACGAGCAACGGCGAGAUCUACCUGAGCGCCUCGUACCUCGAGCGCUUCUCAGGGGUCGCGAAGGCAGAGUUCACAGGGCUCCUGUACUACGCGAUGGCGUGCGUGUGGCAGUGGGAUGGAGCCGGGCAGGCCCCCCGCGGGCUCGUUCAGGGGAUCGCGGAUUUCGUGAGGCUCCGGUCGGGGUACGUGCCGGCCCACUGGGCGGCGCCAGGCCAGGGCAAUAGAUGGGACCAGGGUUACGACGUGACGGCACGUUUUCUUGACUACUGCGAGAGCCUCAGGAAUGGGUUCGUGGCCGAACUGAACAAGAAGAUGAGGACUGGUUAUAGCAAUGGCUACUUUGUUGAGCUCCUAGGCAAGAGCGUUGACCAGCUCUGGAAUGACUACAAGGCUAAGUACGCUACCUAGCUUGAGUCCAUACCUGGUCAAUGGAUGUAUGUGCUUAGUAAAAG
Molecule: messenger RNA, 725 nt
Organism: Rhodamnia argentea
Lineage: Eukaryota; Viridiplantae; Streptophyta; Magnoliopsida; Myrtales; Myrtaceae
Exons: 1
Coding region: 46-681 (211 amino acids)
Source: RefSeq, a predicted model, not a curated record